Phodopus roborovskii (desert hamster) is the source of this 651-nucleotide messenger RNA. Its product is annotated as speckle-type POZ protein-like. The transcript has a single exon. NCBI's taxonomy places the organism in Eukaryota, Metazoa, Chordata, Mammalia, Rodentia, Cricetidae. The record is from RefSeq and is a predicted model, not a curated record. Gene Ontology annotation, molecular function: ubiquitin protein ligase binding. Bases 1 to 651 code for a protein of 216 amino acids. Gene Ontology annotation, biological process: proteasome-mediated ubiquitin-dependent protein catabolic process; regulation of proteolysis. Gene Ontology annotation, cellular component: cytoplasm; nucleus.
AUGGCAGCCAAAAGGGAGAGCUGGGGCUACACAGAAAUCAGCUUCCAGAAAUUCUGCUACAGCUGGACCAUAAGCAACUUCCGUUUUUUCCUGCAGGAAAUUAGGGAAGCCAUUAAAAGCCCAACCUUCUCAUCGGGAGCCAGUGACAAAAGCCAAUGGUGUCUGAAAGUACACUCAAAAGGGAUUGAUGAAGAAAGCAAAGAUUACUUAUCAGUUUACCUAGUGUUGCUCAGCUGCCCAAAGAGCCCAGUAUGGGCAAAAUUCCAUUUUUGGAUCAUCAUCAAUUCUGAAGGAGACAAAACCCAAGGCAUGAAGAGCCCAAGAUUCUUCAGGGUGCUGCAAAAUCAACACUGGGAAUUUAAAAAGUUCAUCCUUCGAGAUUUCUUUUUGUCCCUGGAGCCUAGGCUCCUUGAAGAAAAUGAGCUGAGCCUCGGAUGCCAGGUGACUGUGGUCCAAAACUCCUUAGACAUGCCUGAAAAGAGCACGACGCCAGAGAUCCAAUUUCCAAGGUGCACGAUGGCAAAUGAGCCAGGAGAGCUGUGUGAGAAUUCCCUCUCCACGGACUGCUGCCUGGUGGUAGUUGGCCGGGAGUUCCUGGCUCAGAAGGCCAUCUUAGCAGCUCGCUCUCCAGUUUUCAGAGCCAUGUUUUAA